Molecule: messenger RNA, 719 nt
Organism: Clunio marinus
Lineage: Eukaryota; Metazoa; Arthropoda; Insecta; Diptera; Chironomidae
Source: the annotation of a GenBank genome assembly
UCACCCGGCAAAUAUCAAGAAAAAAAAAACACUAAUUUAAAAUGCCUCAUUCUCACUCUCAUGGAAGUUGUGAACAUGAAUCAGAUGGAAUCGAUCCUCUGGAAAUGGGAGUGCAGUAUUCGUUGUAUCAAAAAAUCGAUAUGCAUAAUUUGGAAUGCUUAAAUGAAGCUGAAAAUGAAAGUGCUAAAAAUGUUUUCAAAUCUUAUGAAAACAGAUUAAAUUUUGAGACAUUCGUCGAGUCUGAUUGUGAUGCUGAAUUGUUAUUUAACAUACCAUUUUGUGGAAACAUUAAACUAAAAGGAAUUAGAGUUAUCGGAGCAAACGAUGAUUCACAUCCCAAAAAAGUGAGACUCUUCAAAAAUCGUCCCAAAAUGACAUUUGAUGAUGCCACAGGAAAUGCUGAUCAAGAGUUUGAAUUGGAGAAAGAUUUAACAGGGUCCAUCGAAUACAAUACGCAAGUUGUGAAGUUUCAUUCUGUUCAUCACUUAUCACUUCAUUUCCCAGUAAAUUUCGGACGUAAUGAUGAUCCAACUAGAAUUUACUACAUCGGCCUGAAAGGAGAAUUCAGUGAAGCUCAUCAUCAUGGUGUCACCAUUUGCACUUAUGAAACUACUCCUAAUGUCGCUGAUCAUAAAAAUUCUCUCUUUGAUCAAGUUAAUCAUCAAAUUCAAUAAAAAUUUGUUAAAACUUUAAUAAAAGCUUUUAAAAUAUUAACGAAG